AUGAAAAAUGAAAAUGAAUAUAAAAAUAUCAUUCAUGAUAUUGGAUACGAUCCAUUUUUUGUACAUUACAACUGCGCUGAACAAGUUCAUAUUUAUCGUAGUUACAGUUGUACCACAGAAAAUCCAAAAUUAGUGAUCGAUGCAACUGGAUCUGUCGUAAAAAAUUUUUUAAAACUAGGAUUGGUUAAAACGAAGUUUAUAUUUUUAUACGAAGCUCUUGUUUACGAUCGUCAAAAAAAUCAAAAUUUCACAGUCAUUAAUAUGAUAAGCGAAAGACACUGCAAUAUUGCCAUUUCCAAAUGGCUUUUAAAAUGGACCAGUACUGAUGUUAUAAAACCAAAAGAAACCGUCUGUGAUAAUUCUGUAGCUCUUCUUUCUGCAAUUGUCAAGAGUUUUACACAAUAUUCGUCUUUACAAGAUUACGUGAAAGUUUGCGCAGAUCUUCUCACAAAUGAAAUAACUCAAACUUCAUAUUUCGUUCCCAAAUGCUUCGUAAAGGUUGAUUUCGCCCAUUUCAUAAAGAUUUGUAGCAGAUGGACACCAAUAAAAACUGUUCCCCGAAGUGUAAAAGAAAUUGUUCUCCGUUCUAUUGGACUCUUAAUAAAAAGCCAAUCUAUAGUAGAAUUACGGUCAUUGCUACUGUUGGGUACGAUAAUAUCAGCGCUUGACGGAUGUCGCGGUGAACUUGUGAUCCCGCCCCGCGAUGUUUAUGUCAACGAACCGGUCGCGCUUACGUCGUUUCGCACGUUGAUCAUUACCGUGCACCCGGCGUUGCCUCUUUUUAACAGUACUCUUAUCUUAUGA
Macrosiphum euphorbiae (potato aphid) is the source of this 804-nucleotide messenger RNA. Lineage: Eukaryota; Metazoa; Arthropoda; Insecta; Hemiptera; Aphididae. The record is from the annotation of a GenBank genome assembly.